This is a messenger RNA of Lactuca virosa, 2206 nucleotides long. NCBI's taxonomy places the organism in Eukaryota, Viridiplantae, Streptophyta, Magnoliopsida, Asterales, Asteraceae. The record is from the annotation of a GenBank genome assembly.
CAAACACCCCUAAACUCCACCUAAACUCCACUGGCGCGGCUUCGGCGUAAAACCCUCGCCCAAAAACCCCUAUAGACACCUUUUGGAUUUCUGUUUCUGACGAUUUUUUCGUACAAAUCUGAAAUUUGAGCAGCGUCUCCUUUGUUUUUUGUAUCGCUAAGAUGGAAUUCUGGUACGAAGAUUGCAAAUCGUUGUUGGAACAAGUUAAUCUUCAAGAGAAGGAGCUUAGGAACAAGAGAAGGUGGUUAAUCGGAUUACCAACAUCCGGAAACGAAGCUGGCAAACUAAAAGAAUCUAAAUCUCAACCUGAAAGGCCCAUACCUGAAUACCUACUUAGGGAAGAUGAUGUAUUCUAUGAAACUAUAAGAUCUUUUGUCAAAAAGCUAGUUGAAGAACCUGAAUCCAAAAACAAAUACCAAAUUCUUCAUGAUGACAUGCAACUUAUUCAUUCACCUACAGACAUUACAACUCUUCUAUUCCUAAUGGAUGACAUGACAAAUCAAGGCCUUUUCCAAUUUGCCAAACUACUGACAAGUGGUUCAAUUAAAUUUGAAAAAACCCGUUGGAAAAUGAAACAAAUCAUCAAACAACACCUCUUGAAAAACAACACCCCAAAGAUAAAACUAUCUAAUGAUCAUUUAUCAGUACUCAAGAAUCCGCAAAAUUUCCGUUGGAAUCCUGAAUCCCGUUUCAUUCCCGAUUCCGGUUCUUCCCAUUCCGCUGUUCAUAAGAUACUUAGCGUACUCGAAGAUUUACCCCCUCAAACUCUUUCCGCCAUGCAUCGAAAACUCCGUGGUAUCAAAGAUUACAUUCCGAAGUUAAUCUCAAAAAGAUCCGGAUGGAAUCGCGACGUGUUGAUCAAACGUUUGAGAGAAAAGUGUUUAGGGUUCCUUUCGAAACUUAGUGAAGGAGAUUCAUUACAAGAACCAUUAGCAAAAGCAAUGGAAGUUGCAGGGUUGACUUUAAAGUUGAUUCAAGGACAUCACUAUGCAACCAACUUCAUUCAAUUUUCACCCGAAAUUAUCUCUCUUCAAAACGAGAUUGCAAUGUGUAUCAAACUAGUUGACCAUAUUGAACUAAAACUUUUAAAGAAAAUACAAAUUAUAAUCGACCCUGAUGUGAAAUUAUCUGAUUCGUCUAUACGGGUUAAGAAUUUGUUGAUGGAAUAUCUUUUAGAGUGUAGUGAUAUUGAGAACAUUCCACAGUCUUUAUUUAAAGUUCUUGCUAUUAUAAAGAAAAGUCCUAAAGGUAAAAAUAAACGUAUGGUGGAAAUGAAAGUAGAUGAAGAAGUGGAAUGUAUUUUGAACGUUAGUGCUUCUAUGAAGCAAGUUUUGUGGGAUGUGAUCCCGGAAGAUGAUUUUGACCUAGAGUUUGCUGAUGUGUACAUGGAGGAUCAUGGAGAAAGUGAUGGUGAUGAUAUUUGUGAAGAUAAUGAACAACAUAUGGAAAAUAAUGUGUCUAAUUUCAGUGAUUUCAAUGAAGAAGUAGGAAGUACCGAGGAGAUUGAGAUCAAACUGUCUAAUUCCGAUUCCAUGGCUGGAAUCAGUUCGAUGGAAUCGGAUUCCUUGAAUAGUUUGAAAGUUACAAAUUCAAUGCCAUAUCACUUGGUGAGUUUUGGAAAUAUGGAUACGGAUCGAGUUUGUGAUAAAGAUUUAUGUUUGGAAAGGAAUUUGGUGUUUGAUGAUGAUAGGGGUAUUUGUGGAAAUCGGUACCUUGGUGUACAAGUUGCUAGUGAUGUGGUGAGUAUGGUGGCGUAUCGUGUCAUUGGUCGUAUGUUGGGUGAUUUUGCACGAAUGGAAGGAUGUGAACUGAAUUCCAGUGAUUUAUGCUAUCUUGAAAGUGGAAGCAAUGAUUUAAAUAAAAAAUACAGUAAAGCUGCGAGAAAAGAAAAAACUACUCCUGAGGAAUAUGACUGUUCAAUCAUGAUUAAGGCAGUAGAAGAGCUAAUUCCCUCUUUUCCUAAAAGUGAAGCAGAUAGACUAAAGGAAUUGAUGGGUUGUAAAUAAGCCUCUAAGAAAGAAGCUGAUGACGAAUCUAUACUUUUGGUACAACAUUUGAGGAAUCAGGAACAAUUUUGUGAUGAUUGACAUGUAAAUUUGGAAAUGAUUAAACAUAAUUUGCUCAGGGGCGUGUAGUUUUGUCCAUAAAUGGAAAUGUGCUCUUUCUUUUUACUUGAUAGACUUAAUAGAGGCAAACUUUAUUUGGU